Haliaeetus leucocephalus (bald eagle) is the source of this 4516-nucleotide messenger RNA. It is a transcript of the gene IREB2, whose product is annotated as iron-responsive element binding protein 2. The transcript has 23 exons. The record is from RefSeq and is a predicted model, not a curated record. Gene Ontology annotation, molecular function: 4 iron, 4 sulfur cluster binding; aconitate hydratase activity; iron-responsive element binding. NCBI's taxonomy places the organism in Eukaryota, Metazoa, Chordata, Aves, Accipitriformes, Accipitridae. Bases 1 to 2955 code for a protein of 984 amino acids. Gene Ontology annotation, biological process: tricarboxylic acid cycle; citrate metabolic process. Gene Ontology annotation, cellular component: mitochondrion; cytosol.
AUGUGUGAGGCAGCCACGUGUGCUGGGGAGCAGAGGGUAAACCUGCCCUUUGCGCCAAGCAAACGGCAAACAAAGGGAAGCCCUUACCAGCCCGUAAUUGAAGCAUUAGGAAACUAUCCACAAAAGAAGUUCUACAAUGUCUCAAAGCUUGGAGGCGCCAAGUAUGAUACUCUGCCUUAUUCCAUACGAGUGUUGUUUGAAUCCAGUAUCCGUAACUGUGAUGGCUUCUUGGUGAAAGAAACAGAUGCUAUGAACAUCUUAGACUGGAAAACAAAACAGAAUAAUGUUGAAGUGCCCUUCUGUCCUGCCAGAGUUGUUCUUCAAGACUUUACUGGAAUUCCAGCAAUGGUGGAUUUCGCUGCCAUGAGGGAGGCUGUGAGAAAUGCUGGAGGAGAUCCUGUCAGAGUCAAUCCUGCCUGCCCAACUGAUCUCACUGUUGACCAUUCUCUGCAGAUUGAUUUCAGCAAAUGUGCAAUACAGAAUGCUCCAAAUCCUGGAGGUGGUGAUUCACAGAAGCCGAUGGCAAAGCUUUCUCCACUGAAGGCACAGCCUCGGAAGCUACCUUGCAGGGGUCAAACUGCCUGUAAGGGGCCGUGUAGUGCUGGAGAUUCGAGUCGCAACUCAGGACAAUUUUCUGCACAGAUUGAGAACACACCUAUCCUCUGUCCUUUCCAUCUUCAGCCGGUGCCCGAGCCUGAGACAGUAUUGAAAAAUCAAGAGAUGGAAUUUGGCAGAAAUAGAGAGAGGCUUCAGUUUUUUAAGUGGAGUUCAAAGGUUUUCAAGAAUAUUUCCAUAAUUCCACCUGAGACUGGAAUGGCGCACCAAGUUAACUUGGAAUAUUUGUCGAGAGUUGUUUUUGAAGUUAAAGAUUUCCUAUAUCCAGAUAGCGUGGUUGGCACAGAUUCUCAUAUGACCAUGGUAAAUGGUUUGGGUAUCUUGGGCUGGGGCGUUGGGGGGAUUGAAACAGAAGCAGUGAUGCUGGGGAUGCCAGUUACUCUGACUUUGCCUGAGGUUGUUGGGUGUGAACUGACAGGCGCAGCCAGCCCACUUGCUACAUCCAUAGAUAUUGUUCUAAGCAUUACAAAGCAUCUUAGGCAAGCUGAUGUCGCUGGAAAAUUUGUUGAGUUUUUUGGGAGUGGAGUUUCCCAGCUGUCUGUAGCAGACCGAACCACAAUAGCAAAUAUGUGUCCUGAAUAUGGUGCUAUUCUGAGCUUUUUCCCUGUUGAUAAUGUGACAUUGAAGCACUUAAAGCAUACAGGUUUUGACAAGGCCAAGCUUGAGGUCAUGGAAGCAUAUCUUAAAGCUGUGAAGUUAUUUAGAAAUUAUGAGAGUUCUUCCAGAGAACCUGAGUAUUCCCAGGUAGUGCAAAUUAGUCUAAGUUCUAUAAUUCCGUAUGUCAGUGGCCCCAAGAGGUCCCAGGAUAGAGUGGCUGUUAAUAACAUGAAAAGUGACUUCCAAGCCUGCUUAAAUGAAAAGUCUGGUGUUAAAGGGUUUCAGAUUGCAGUUGAGAAACAGAAUGACAUUGUACCUGUUCAGUAUGAAGGAAAUGAAUACAAGCUAUCUCAUGGCUGCAUUGUCAUUGCUGCAGUUAUCAGCUGUACAAAUAAUUGUAAUCCAUCUGUCAUGCUUGCUGCAGGACUCCUGGCCAAAAAAGCUGUUGAAGCUGGCCUAGUGGUUAAGCCCUACAUAAGAACAAGUUUAUCACCAGGCAGUGGAAUGGUUACACAUUACCUCAGUUCCAGUGGAGUAUUACCAUACCUCAGUAAGCUUGGGUUUGAGGUUGUUGGUUAUGGGUGUUCAACCUGUGUUGGAAACACUGCCCCCUUGCCAGAAGCCAUCAGGAAUGCAAUAAAACAGGGUGAUAUAAUUGCCUGUGGAGUAUUGUCCGGAACAAAGAACUUUGAAGGACGUCUCUGUGACUGUGUCCGUGCCAACUACCUUGCUUCUCCACCGCUAGUGGUUGCUUAUGCUAUUGCAGGCACUGUUAGAAUAGACUUUGAAACUGAGCCUUUGGGCACUGGCUUUAAUGGCAAAAGUAUUUACUUACAAGAUAUUUGGCCCACCCGAAAAGAACUUCACACAGUGGAGGAAGAGUGUGUGAUAUCGUCCAUGUUUAAGGAAUUGAAAGAAAAAAUGGAGAAAGGAAACAAACGAUGGAAUUUACUGGAAGCACCUGAGUCAACUUUAUUUCCCUGGGAUUUAAAAUCUACUUACAUCAGAUGUCCUUCCUUUUUUGAUAAACUUGCCAAAGAACCGGUUUCACCACAACCGAUUGAAAAUGCCCAUGUCUUGCUCUAUUUGGGAGAUUCUGUAACUACAGAUCACAUAUCCCCUGCUGGAAGCAUUGCAAGGAGUAGUGCUGCUGCUAAGUAUCUGACCAACAAAGGACUCACACCUCGUGAAUUCAACUCUUACGGAGCUCGAAGAGGUAAUGAUGCUGUGAUGACAAGAGGUACCUUUGCAAAUAUCAAGCUUCUGAAUAAGUUCAUAGGAAAACCAGCUCCUAAGACAAUUCACUUCCCAUCAGGACAAACGCUAGAUGUGUUUGAAGCAGCGGAGUUGUACCAGAAAGGAGGCAUCCCUGUAAUUAUUCUAGCAGGAAAGAAGUAUGGACUGGGUAGCUCAAGAGACUGGGCUGCAAAAGGGCCUUUUUUACUGGGUGUUAAAGCUGUCCUAGCUGAAAGCUAUGAGAAGGUUCAUAAAAGUCAGUUGAUUGGAAUUGGCAUAGCUCCACUUCAGUUUCUUCCCGGGGAAAAUCCAAGUACUUUGGGCCUCACUGGGAGAGAGCAAUUUUCUGUAUUGUUCCCUCCAGAGCUGUCGCCCGGAAUGACUUUGGAUGUUAAGGCAAGCACUGGAAAAGUAUUCAGCGUGAUUGCCUUGUUUGAAAACGACAUGGAGAUAACUUUAUACAAAUAUGGUGGAAGUCUAAACUUUGUGGCUCGAAGAUUCUUAUAGUAGCUACUGACUAUAUGGGUACCUUGCAUAACUGGUAAUUCUGAAAAUGCCUUGUGUGAACCCAGGAAUCUGUACUGUGGAACUGCAAACAGUCCUAGUGUGCUCAAAGUUACUUCGUCCAUGGAUGUAAAAGAUUGUGAAUCAUUGUAACUGCAACAAGAUCCUUCCUGAUUUUAAAUAAUAUUCUAAUGGUGCUAUUAAACAUUGCUAAAAUCAACAUGUGUAUUGUGGCAGAGAGCUGUAAGUACGGAGGGGAUGUUUUAUCAGACCAUUUUGUAAAUAAACUAUGCGAAAUCUGAAACUGAUUGUGCUGAAGAUUAUUAUGUAAGAUUUUCUGCAGUUAUUUCCACUCAGUUUUUGCACCUGUAAAUCUGUGUACUGCUGUUUGUUGGUUUAAGGGUAGCAGACGGUAUGGAAUGUUAAAGGCCAAACAGAAUUUUUUUUUUUUAACUUUUUUUCAUCCAGAGCUUAAAACAGAUAUUCAGUUUUUAAUUUCUUGCUUUUUAGGUUAUGGGCUGAACAAAAAGCCGUCCACAUGAGGCCCAUCGUAUCCUGUAUCACAGAUCAUGACUUUCUUUACCUUUAUUAUGGUAUUAUAUUUCAUCUGGAUCCAGAUUUAAAACUGCUCACGCUAUGAAAUGUUGUGUGCUUAGAAGUAUGGGAAACACCUCUGCAUUUAAGAAAAUGUUCACAAUUAUUUUGUUCAUGCAGGCUAAGUGUAGCACCCCAGCUUUUUGGCAAGCUGCAGUGUCCUUUGAAGUUUAUCAUAGCUACUUCAAGGAAUGCAGUUUUUCAUUUAUGACAUCAGUUUUUACUGUACUGUCUGUGAUAUCAUUAGACAAAGUACCUCCCCUUAGUAUUUUAACCUUUAAAAAUCUUUAAAAACAUUUAUUAGGACUGUUUAAAUUCCUCUGCUUUAAAUACAACCUCUGUCUCAUAAGUUAUACUUACUUGUCAAAUAUUAAAUAUCUGAGGUAGCUGUACUGCCCUUUAACACUUUCUAAUAUGCUGUUAGUUUACAGCUCUUCCAAACAAGCACCACGUUCCCCUGCUGAAGAUCCUAGAAUACUGAAAAAAUCUGUCUCUUAAGCCACUGCAACUUCUACAAAUUUAAUUGUCAGCACAUUGAUGGUAAAAACCCUGUUCCAUAUUUAAUAUUAACAGAAGAUGCACCGUUUCUGCAAAAAUGCUUGUUUUACCACUUAACUAAGCAUUGAUAGCUUCUAACCUGUGCAAGUGAGUCCUCAGCUUCAAGAUGCUAUUUCUGUGCUCCUGUAUCUUGCAAAGCUUCAUAAUACUGCUUACAGUUUACGUAGAGAUUAAUUUCUUUUAGAGAACAAAACUGCAAUAACUUGCCUAUAAAUUGUCAAGAUUUUGCUUUAAGAUUUUUUGCUCUUGAUAAACAUUGUCUUAAAUAUCAAAACUUUCAAGAGGACUAUGUUAGCUUUACUACAUGUGCUUUCUAUUAUAACCAGACACUAAGCUAGUUGACUUGCAAGCUAACAGAUGGACCAUGCAAAUCUUUAAAUAGUAUGUUUCUGACAUUCCUGAAAAAAAAAAA